Messenger RNA from Hemibagrus wyckioides, 1882 nucleotides. RefSeq names its product claudin 31 (gene cldn31). The coding region runs from base 329 to 985 and encodes 218 amino acids. Gene Ontology annotation, cellular component: bicellular tight junction; plasma membrane. The record is from RefSeq and is a predicted model, not a curated record. Lineage: Eukaryota; Metazoa; Chordata; Actinopteri; Siluriformes; Bagridae. Gene Ontology annotation, biological process: cell adhesion; bicellular tight junction assembly. Gene Ontology annotation, molecular function: structural molecule activity. The transcript has 2 exons.
UUAUGAACAAAGAGGCUGUUUUCGGGUAAAGCAAAUGAUGAAACACUCACACACUCACACUCACUCACACACACACUUCAGACCCACAGAGCCACAUCUUCACCCUGCUAUCACUCACAGACAACACAAACGGACCUGACACGCUGGUUUGUGCUGCUACUGAAAAUCUUUUCUUCCCAUUUGUCCAAAAUUCUACAUAAAUUCUUUUCUAAAACAGAAAAUGGACUUACAGACAAACUGAACUGACUCAUAGAAAGUAAAUUCACUUGAUUUUCAGGUUCAUUUAAGCACCGUCUCAGCCGCACAGCUCAUUAUUGUUGACUGGACUAUGCCGACUACAGGUCUCCAGGUCCUCGGUAUUGUGGUGUCGAUCGCAGGAUGGGUGGGCGGGGCUUUGGUUUGUGCCGCCCCGUUUUGGCGUGUUUCGGCUUUCGUUGGAGACGAGCUCGUGGUCUAUGAGGUGCUGUGGGAGGGGCUGUGGAUGACUUGCCUAUCGCAGCCAGGGAAGCUUCAGUGUAAAGUGUAUGACUCCGCCCUCGCUCUCACAGGCUCCACCCAGUUUUGCCGUGUGAUGGUUAUUUUGUCUCUCCUCUGUGGAUUAUUUGCGUUACCGUUAGGUGUGAUUGGGAUGAAGUGCACACACUGUCUCGAGGGCGCGCAUGACACCAAGUCUCGCCUGGUGCGUAUAGCUGGUGGCAUCUUCAUGGUGGCGGGUGUGGCUUUCUUCCUGCCAGUUUUCUGGACCACCUUCUCUGUGAUUCGGGACUUUUACGACCUGAAAGUGGCACCACCACUCAAACGUGAACUUGGACCCGCCUUGUACCUGGGAGGAGGCGUGGCUUUUAUGAUGCUGGCCGGAGGGGUCAUGCUGUACCAGGGAGGCUCCGCCCUCAGUGUGGUUUCAACCAAGCCGGGUUUUGGCAAAGGGGCGGGGUCAACCAAGGACAAUCCGGCAGAGGGGAAACAAGACAAGGCUUAUGUUUGAGCGAGGGGUCAGAAUGGUCAAGGCCCCAAAAAUGAUGCAGAAAUUCAGUGAAGUUAAAAUAUCCAAGAAAAAAAUAUCUGUACUUCAGACAUGAUCAUUAAAACCAGCCACAAAAUAUUUAAAAAUGUAAAAGCAUUUGAUUUCCUGCAGCACUGAUUACAGUGAUCUGGUUUUGUAUUCAUUAUAAUCUAAUUAUAAUAAUCUCAUUUGUUUUAGUAACUAUUAAGUUGUUUGUUGAAACGACUGACAGUUUAAAGUGUGUUUUUUUGGUUCAUAUAGUUGUUUUGUAAUGAAUGAUUAAAUAGAAAUAAUACAGAACAUUGUUUAAAAAAAUCAACUUUUUUUUUUCUCAGACUGAUUUUAUACUCCACAUUUGACAAUGUUGUUAAUGUUAUCUGUAAAUGUCAUUGCAAUUAUUGUUAGUCUGUGUGUUAUAGGAGUUUAUUUCUUUAUGAUGGGAUUUUAUUUCUGAAUAUUCCUUCUGUGUAAAAAACUAAAAAUAUUUUUUUCUUGAUAAACAUAAAUAAAAUAAAUAAAAGGAGGUCACUGAGAAAUCAUUUGCAAGAUUUUGUGUAUGUAAGGGAAAAAAACUGUGGGCUGCUUGUGCACGCAUGGCAUGUGUGUGUGUGUGUACAACAGCACACUGGACACAAUGGUCAUCUGUGUCUGCAGUGGUUUCUAAGAGCCGCUGAUGUCAUAAUUAUGGUGAAAAUGUAAAUUAUGGGGCCUGAAUUCCGACCCAUUUCAUAAUCAUCACAGAAACACUGAGAACUGAGAAGUCUCUGUGUAGAUCGUCAUCGCCUUCUUCAGUGAAAAUCAUAAUAACAAUAAUAAUAAUAAUAAUAAUAAUAAUAAUAAUAAUAAUAAUAAUAAUAAUAAUAAAUUCCACUCAUUUCC